UGUUACCAAGAUGGAGGCGUGCAUUCUAGUUGUCCGUCUCUUGCUGGUUAUUACUGCAUUAAUACCGAUAGCGACUUGCAUCGAUUCUGAUUUUACCAUCGAAGUUAAGCCGGGGAUGCUAGAAUGUUUCUUUCAGAGUAUAAAAGUGGACACAACAAUAGAAGUAGAAUAUCAAGUGAUUGAUGGUGGAGACUUGGACAUUGGGUUCUCUGCUCACACGCCAGAGGGACAGUUACUGGCAGCUGAUGGCCGCAAGACUGAGAAUGUCCAUAGGUUUGAUGUGAAGGGAACAGGGGACUUCAAGUUCUGUCUGGAUAAUACAUUCAGUCGGUUAUCCAAAAAGGUUGUAUAUUUUGAAUUAAUGACUGACGAGGAAGAGGAGGAUGACUGGAAGCCAGACAAAGAUGAGCUUGCCGAACUGGUGGACAUGACCAUGGAGGACUUUAAGUCAAUAAUGACCAACGUCAAAACAAACCUUGAGAAAUCACAACAGCUUCAAAAUUUACUGAAAAACUUUGAAGCUCGGGAUCGUAACAUCCAAGAGAAUAACUUCACCAGGGUCAACCUGUUGUCAGGCUUUCAGCUCAUCGUGAUGAUAUCGGUGGGCCUGACCCAAGUCCUCAUGAUCCGAAGCCUCUUUUCCGACCCCAAGUCAGCUCAAACAAUGAGAGCAAGGACAUGACACUCACAACCAGUUCAGUCUGUCAACUAUGCAUUUUAUACCAUGUUGAACAUGUUGAAGGCCCCCUGAAUUGAAUAUGUUGAAUACCUUCUGUGUUGAAUAUGUUGAAUACCUUCUGUGUUGAAUAUGUUGAAUACCUUCUGUGUUGAAUAUGUUGAAUGCUAUGUUUGUUGAGUAGGCCACUGAAGUUCAAGAAAAUGUCUCAGGAACCUAAAAUAUUAACAAGAAGUUAUGUAUAAAUCUUUGCAUACUUUUCAGCACUCACUUUCUUCCACUGGAACAUCAAGACUAUUUCAUUAGUGUUACACAGUUAGAUUUCUGGGAAGCUACCUUAUCCUUAAUGUUUAUUAUAAAUAAUAAUAACAAUAAUAAUAAAAAAUGCUGAUCUCAGACAAAAAUCUCCUUCUCUCCCCCCCCCUCCCCAAACUAAAAUGGUUGCUUCCUAGUAUGGCUGUUGUUUGAUAACUGAUAAAUAGUUUUUGGUAUGAGAGGUCUGGCUCUGCUCACUGUAGGAGAUGAACCACGUGCGAGUCAUUAAACAAUUCUUUGAAGUAGGUGUUAAUUGAGAAAAGGAGACAAUCCAGAACUUCUGCCCACUAUCAAAACAGACAUAUUAAGUGUCCUGAAGAAGACAUUUGACCUUUGGUGUAUACAAGGAACUAUGUUUGUUACUAGUUAUUGUUUAAGGUUCUUUUCACAGUUUUCAUGUAUGAUCAAAGUCUCAUAUUGUCUUAUUUGUUGUUUUAAGUCAUUAGGAUGAGCUACACCCUUCUUUAAGUGUAUUUGAGGGAGUACUGCCGUUUUGUUCUGAUUAUGUUUUGUUAUGUAAAUUUGAUGGUGUUGAGUCACUUUGAAGAACAGAGAAUAUUUCUCGCUACAGUGACUAUGAACGUUGGUACAUUUAAUCAUUUCUUCACUGGAAAUGCUUAAGUUUUGGAUUUGUCAAAUAAGUUGUUUUCUUAUUUGAACUCUUUUAUAUGCUAAACGGGCAUUUAGAAUUAUCCUAGUCAACCUAAUUGGCACCUUUCACCACUAUACAACAAAACAACUACUGACAUCCCUUGUAUUUGUUGUAUUCGACUUAGUAGCAGCCCUCACACGAUACAACAAAUGUAUAUAUACCAGCAUCCCCUGUAGUUACUGUUGUCAUAUCCUGAAGCAAUACCCAAAUGCUCAGAUUAUAUAUAUGGUCUAGUUAGUCAUGUGACAUAAGAAUUGGCUGUGUCCUCUCUGCUAUAUAAGGUAGCAUAUUAUUUUAUAUGACUAUCUUGUACAGUAGAACAUGGCUAGAAUGAACUACAAGGAAACGGAGAAAUCAGUUUGUAAUAUACGUUUUCGUUCGGAAACGUCCGCCAUCUUGGAUACAUUUAUGUUUGUCUUACAGACAAGAUUAGUACAGUUACAGGUAAGAUUAGCACAAAGCAAGUUCAACAAGUUUAAAUCGUCACCGCUGAUUGUGUUGAUUGCAUACAGCCAAUUGUCACUGACACUUGACACUGAGUGAGAUUUCUCAGUUUGCUAUAGACGUCACUAAUUAGUGGUAUUUGGGCUUGUCGGGGAUCAGAUAUCAGUUUGCUAUAUACGUUAGUUCACUGUAGAGAGUCGUUUUAUACGCACAUUUUAUAUGAUAACAUAGAGAAGAUAAAUCGGGGAUUUUGUAACAGUUCGUUGUAUCCAUUUGUUCGCUCUAUCCGUGUUCUACUGUAUUACAGAUGGGAAAGCACUGUACCAGCCAGAGACAACCAGUGUGAUUGGCCCAGAUAUAACCACAUGAAGUUAGACAUGUUCAUGCAGAGCAUAUGCAUUUGUUGUUUCUGUAUGAAACAGGAAUCUUAAAAUCUUCAUCAAACCUUCAUCAUGCAGGGAAUUUGUUGUUGGAAUUAAUGAUUGCGAUUUUCAAAUAGUUUUUCCUGAUGAUCUUAUCAGGCUUAUCAUCGUGUAGUCUUUGAAAAUAAGCAAAACAAUUAAGUGCUACUUAAGUGCUACUUGUCAUGUCCCCAAUGUGAACUUAUGUAGAAUUCCAACUAAGUGAAACUGCCUAGAUCAAAGUUCAAUACCAGCUUUGGCCUUGGACAGGUAGUAACUCCCAGGGUGCCAAUUAUGUUGAUUACGGUACAAUGAUUUGUUUACCAUGUCGUGAGUGUCUUGUAUGAUUGUGUGUAAUGUUGAUAUUCUUGAAUCUAGUGCUGUUUAUUGUCAGACUCACAUUAUGGACGCAUGUUAUCACAAUGAAACCCUGAUGUUCUGAAUACAUGGUUUCAUCUUAUUGAUAGAUUUGAUUUAGUUAAAUAAUGAUUUAUAUUGCACACUGUGACAGCAUCAAUGAUUGUCCAAUCAAAAAGCUCCUUCUAGAACGUUUUCCUCAGACAACCGCUGUGAUUGGCCUAGCUAUAAACUGCAUGAGUUCAGACAUAUGAAUCUAUUGUUUCCAUAGGGAACAGUAUCUAAAUGUCAAGGAAACCGUCAUCAUGCAAACUCACUUUCUUCUUCAUAUAAAUCCAAGGACAUUACUCUGUAAACAUUAGUCGUUAAAUCUGGAAAUUCUUCUUCUUUUUUUCACUAAAUUUCUCUGCAAACAGUUGCUUGGACAAACACGGUUUCACUGUAUGUUGCUAAGCAUAAUGUAAAUACACAGAGUGUGAUGCAGGUUUAUAAACACAUUGUUUUUGUGUGAAUGAUACAAGAUUGUUCUAAGAUAUACUCACAUUUUAGAUUUUCUAUCCAAAACCAAAAGAGAGGGAGUUUUCAUUCAGAGGACAAUGUUACAAGACAGAACAUGUACUGUUUGAGGUAUACAUCUAUCAAAACAUGUUAUUGAUUCAACUGUAUUGUACUUCAAUAGAAAACGGAAACAAAUAUCUGUACCAUUCUCAGUAUUGUGUAUCAUGUAAAUACCAGGAUAUAUUUUGUGUAUCAUACCAGAACGUCUGUACAAUCACUCUACGACACUGUGCCAUUUUACUUUGUUUGCCUCCUGUUUGGAGAUGGAGGGAGAUAAUGGGAGGUAACUCAACGUGACAAGAUGUCCUUCUUUGAAGCAAGCUUUGAAGAGAUUACCAAGGUAAUUAUUUUGUUAGUGUUUACAUAGAAAAUGUGUUGAUUUUGUGGAGUGUAUAUUCCAUGUGAUGUGGAUUUUGUUUUGAGAACAUAUGAUCAAAUAACAAGCCCCUUUUUCUAACAAACGUAGCAUUUUCUUUUUCUUUAUCAUGGUUCCUUAAAAUGUUAUGGACUCCCAGUUGUAUUUGACCCUCAAGAUGACUUGUUUUGCAUACAAUGGAGUAUUGAUGAUUAGUGCUAAUCCCCUGUGAAACCCCUUUGAAAGUGAGACUACGCAUCCUGAAGAAUGAGUGUUGUGUGGAUACUGGACUGAGUGUUUUCACUUGCCGAUGUGAGGAUAUUGAAAUAGAAAACAAAAAUACUUAAGAUAUUCUACUUAAGUACAUUUGUUCAAGUAAAGGGCUCCAGAUAAAAGCCAGUUAGUAUUUACCCACAUUCACUUAAGGUAUUUAUAAUUUUCUUUGGGUAUCUAACGGGAUCGGGUGGUCAGGCUCGCUGACUUGGUUGAUGCAUGGCAUCGAUCCCAAUUGCGUGGAUCGAUGCUCAUGAUAUUAAUCACUGUCUUGUCUGGUCCAGACUUGAUUAUUUACAGACCACCGUCAGAAAGCUGGAAUAUUGCUGAGUGCGGCGUUAAACAACAAACAAAUAAACACUGUGUAGAGGUCAUACAUGUGAUGUUAGCAUUUAACCAGUAAAUGUGAAGACACACGGGAACACAUGCUGAAAAGGCUACAAUUACACAGUGUUGUUUAAUCUGUACAUGGAUAUUUGUAUGCAAGUAACUCUAAAUGAAUUGGGUUAUGGUGAUUUAUUGUACAUACAGUAAACUACGUUUAUAACGAACGCGCUUAUAACAAACUGACCGAUAUAACGAACUUAUUUUUUAGUCCCGGCCAUUUGUUGAAUAUAUGCUGUGUAUUUGCAUAUAACGAACUACGGUUGUUACGAACGAAAUUUAGUGGUCCCUUUGAGUUUGUUUUAAUCGUAGUUUACUGUAAUUUACUCAUCUUAUCCUACUCAUCUUAUCUGGAGCUCUGAUAUAACUCACAUUGGGGUUGUUGCUGUUAUUUUGUUAUGUGGGUGCUACUUUAUUAUUCAUGCUGGUCAAAGAGGUAUGAUUCCAACAUCGACAUAUAUCAAACCUUUAAAGUCAUACACGCUUAACUAUUAACAAACACGACAGAUGUCACACCCAAGAGUGGACAAUGACUACUUAGUGUCAAUGCUUGCCCUGAAAAAUCAUGACUAAACAGUAAUCAAAACUACUGUUUGUUGAAACAACCAUUUUAUAUAUGCUACGAUUCAUAACUAUGUACCUUUUAUACUAAAAUAACCUACCUAGCAUAAUUUGAUAUUUGAGAUUAUUAUUUUUUUUAUAGAGAAAGAAAAUUUAUUGAUUCAAUUUCUUCACUUUAAUAUGAAACUAACAAGCAUUAAACUCCAGUUCCAUCAUAUACAUAAUGAUAUAUGUCCUCAUAUUUGGCCUAAAUACAACAGUUAGGCUUAAAAAAAUAAAAGAAUUGGUUCUCAGGCAAUGAAUUUUAAAAUUACAGAGCUGUGUGUGUUUUUUCUUUUGCUUGUUCAAAGUAUGUAACCAAAUAAACAGUUGUGUACCAUCAACCUGGGAAAAGGUGUACAUAAACAAGCAUACAAACUCCUAUUCCCGCCAUGACCAUAACACAAGGUGCACAGUAAAGUAGUGCGUGUGUGUAAAGGGAAGUAACUGUGUGCUAUAUUCGAUCACAUUGUUUUAAAUUAUUAGGAUUUUUUAUAUAUUUUUUGAAAAUGGAAAUAAAAACGAAAAGUGUUGCGGACUUUAUGAUGAUGUGGGCGGUGCCUGAGAUCCAAGACUAUUAUGUUUUUUAUCCUUACAUUCAAGAUGUGAAGGUGGGGGGAGAGGGGGGAAGUCCUGAUAGAUGUUCUGUACCUGUCCGUCUUUCUUGACCUGAAUUUAUGUAACAAGAUGAGGUUUUUCUUUAAACCAUAUUGAUCAAAUGUCAACUUUCUAUUGUAACUUUUAUUGUUAUGAAUGAUAUUUUGUUACCAAACUUUA
Molecule: messenger RNA, 5792 nt
Organism: Haliotis rufescens (red abalone)
Lineage: Eukaryota; Metazoa; Mollusca; Gastropoda; Lepetellida; Haliotidae
Product: transmembrane emp24 domain-containing protein 5-like
Exons: 4
Coding region: 11-682 (223 amino acids)
Biological process (GO): Golgi organization; endoplasmic reticulum to Golgi vesicle-mediated transport; intracellular protein transport
Cellular component (GO): Golgi apparatus; COPII-coated ER to Golgi transport vesicle; endoplasmic reticulum-Golgi intermediate compartment
Source: RefSeq, a predicted model, not a curated record